AUGCUGGUGACCUAUUUGAAAGCCAGCCGGGACCUUUGCGAGACGGACUCAAUUCUUUUUGGCGCCGCACUGGCAGUUCGCCGUAUUAUAGGCGCCAAACUUUCCAUGGCCGGACGCACUACUGGACAAAGUAGUGCUAUCCCAGCCUGGAGAACAAGAAUUGAAGAACGUAUCGCAAAGGCUAGGGCCCUCAUCGGCAGACUGAUAUGCUUCAGGUCAGGCAAUACCAGGCCAAGGAUUUUGCGCACCGUCAGGAUGGCGUUUGCUGGGACAAAUGUUAGUUUGUCCCAGCCGGAUAUAAUGCAAAAACUGACGGAGCGCAUAGACGACCUGAAGCAGAGAAUCGCUGCUUGGGGAAAGCGGAUUCGGCGAUAUACCGAGAGGUCGACACGGUUCAACCAGAAUCGUCUCUUCCAGAGUGAGCAGAAGAGGCUCUGUAAAUCAUUGGAGCGACCAAUGGUAAGUGGAACGGGCCCAGAACCGAAUCAGGCCGACACGGUCGCAAUCUGGCGCAGCCUGUGGUCAGAGCCCGUAAACCACAACGAGGGCCUUUGGACGGAAGUUGUGGCGAGUCAGUGUGCGAGAAUUACGCCCAUGGAUCCCGUCAUCAUAACGCCGGAUGACGUAGCUAAGGCGGUCCGUAGGGCCCUGAACUGGAAAAGUCCGGCGCUUGACGGGCUGCAUUACUACUGGCUGAAGGGGUUCAUGAGGCGGUUAUACCGUUCGAGCGGAAAACGUAGUGAAAAGACGCGCGCCUCCGCCACAAGCGUGACUGCAGAUGGCCGGUUGCGGGAACACGUAAAGAAAACGACGAGACAGAUGCGUGACGCAGCGCGCAGGACCGGCGCCCCCCGCCGCGGUGCGUGCCCACCGCCCCGCUGGCGCUCGACACGUUUCCUGCGAAAAAAAAUAACAUCGAUAUUUGCGUGGUGCGUAGGCCUGCAGCGAGCUGCCAGGUGUCCGGGAGUAUCGUGCAGCGUUUCGCGGUGCGGUUGUGGGCCCGAGGUGCCGGUGCAGGCGGUGCGUGGAGCCGCGUGGCGGACGCGGCGCCUCGACCCGGGCGGCAGUCGCUCGCAGCAGGCGGCCGAUGCAGGUCGCUCUGCUAUCUUCGCCGAUCACACUUGCUAG
This is a messenger RNA of Parnassius apollo (apollo), 1128 nucleotides long. The record is from the annotation of a GenBank genome assembly. NCBI's taxonomy places the organism in Eukaryota, Metazoa, Arthropoda, Insecta, Lepidoptera, Papilionidae.